Mesorhabditis spiculigera is the source of this 2457-nucleotide messenger RNA. Lineage: Eukaryota; Metazoa; Nematoda; Chromadorea; Rhabditida; Rhabditidae. The record is from the annotation of a GenBank genome assembly.
AUGUGGGAUGCUGUUUCGGCACGGGUCGCUGAUAUCGUAAGCUCCUAUCCAAAAACGUGUAUAUUCCUAUCGGUUGCUAUUGCAGGUAUUCUCACAUCCGGUCUUGCAUUUGCUAAAGUUGAAACGGAUAUCAGACGCUCUUUUUCACCACACGAUUCGGACAGCGCCAACGAAGCGCGGCGCUAUUUGGAUUUCUAUGGCCUCAACGUAUAUCCAUCCCGAAGUUUUAUUUUAUUCCAAACAAAGGAUCCAAAAGAUGAUAUCUUGAGAGAGGAAAGUCUACGGUAUAUCGAAGCAAUGGACGCACAGAUGACUUCCGUGCUCAAUAAAGUGGAUCCCGUCGAUGGAUUGAGAUCUUGCGAUCCUGUUUGCAACAUCAACUAUGCUUUCCAUAUGUUUAUGAGCGAACUGAAAGAGGAGCGAGCCGGCAAUAAGACAUCGCUGGAUUCGCGGCUUUUUGAUUAUCCAAGGUCACGAUUGCGCGGUGCUGAGAUUUUUAUUGGACUGAAUAUACAUGGGACAACGCUCCGAGCUCAACCAUUUCCUGGAAAUAGCUCGAAAAUCGUGGCCGCCAACACGAUUAUCCUCCAUUAUUUCAGUCGAUUCGAUACGCCGCAAAGAAUCAGCGAUUUCAAAAAUCGCUCCCUUGGGCUCUUCUUUCGAUCUCAAGAGCAUAACACAUCCUCGCUAGUUGAUUUCAGUAUUUUCGGCGAGGAAAUUGCAAAUCACGAAAUGGUUCGCGGAGCCUUUGAGAACAACACCAAAAAGAAUGACGGUCCAAUUGGUUGCAACCACAAUCCUGACACCAAUCCUGGCCACAUUCGCUGCGUUUGGAUUCCAAUGCUUCGUCGGCUUCAGAAUCUACUCAAUUCAAUGCGUCACUCCCCCUUUUUGGUCCUUGGAAUUGGCGUUGAUGAUGCCUUCAUCCUUGUCCACUGGUGGAACCAUUACAAAAAUAUCAAAAAUAGGGAUGCUCGGAUGAGGAAAGUUUUGGUCGACGUCGGGCCUUCAAUUACGAUCACAUCUUUGACAAAUAUUGUCGCCUUUGGAGUUGGAUUUUUGACGCCGACACCGCAGAUGUCGAUGUUCUGUCUAUGUACUUCUAUCGCAUUGUUCUUUGACUAUAUUAUUACCUACAGUAUCCUUGCUCCGGUCGUAUAUCUUUGCCAGAAGGAUAAAACUACCUCAGAAACUGCCAUCGCUCCAAUCAAGGCUCCGACGCCCGCCAAGGAAACUCGGGUCACUCGUGCCGUUCGAGCCUACUCUCGAGUUAUCUGCUCAACGAAGGGAAAACUUAUUUCGGGAGUUAUUUUGCUUGGUGUUUAUGCUUUCUGCACGGUCGGGGUUCUGAGCGUCAGAUCAACGUUCGAUCCAUCCAAAGCAUUCCCAGCAGAUUCCGUCUUGGUUAAGGCUGUCAAGAAGAUCCAACCGGUUUUCAACGAGUUCUUCCCACUUCAUAUUUAUGUCUCAAAUCCGCCGAAUAUUACUAACAAACAAGAGUACGCGACUUUCCACAACCUUGUUGAUGAUCUGGAGAGUUUGCCGAUGGUGUAUUCCGACAAUAAAACUGUCAUCUUUUUGAAUCAAUAUGAGCAAUACGAUCAUCAUAUGAGCAAUCUUCUCUCAUCUCUAUUUAUGGCGCCACAACAAACCGACUACCCAUUGACUCUACACAAUUUGGGUUCAUUCCUGGAUAUUAUCGGAAAUCCACCGACGAUCAAAUACAAGCGACCGCAAGUAACUGGCGGAGAAGGUGACUUGGAAGCGUUUGCCUUUACCAUCAUUGCCAAAGGAAUGCACGAAUGGGGUGAGCGUGCUAAAUACGAGGAAAUGGUUCGUCAAAUGUUGAAGAAAUACUCUCAAUUCAAUGCCACAUUAUUUGAUGCCGAUUCCGCGGUCUUGGCUGUGAUUCUAACCACACGUGAUGAUUUGAUCGGGUCGAUUUGUUUAACGGUGGCUUGUAUGGCCUGUGUAUGCGUAUUAUUUAUCUCAAAUAAAUGGGGAGUGGCCAUCGUGACAGCAGUUAUAUCUAGCAUUUGUUUCUGUUUGGUUGGAAUGCUGUCCUGGUGGGGAGUAGACAUGGAUCCGGUGAUGCAGGUCGAUGUAUUAUUGGCUACUGGGUUUUCGGUAGAUUAUACAGCUCAUAUCGCCUACCAAUACUAUCAAAACCGUGGACGACCUGAAGAACGAGUCUAUGCUAGUCUGAUUGAGAUGGCUUCACCUAUGUUGCAGGCGGGAAUGUCUACAGUGCUUUGCAUGCUGCCGUUAAUAUUUAUCAAAACCUACACUAUCGUCUGCUUUGCAAAGACCAUUUUUAUCGUCGUCGGAUUUGGCCUCUACCAUGGAUUGGUCGUUCUCCCCGCCCUUCUAUCAUUCACAGCCAAGGAAGAGGAGAAACCCACCCCGGCUCUGAUCAACGAACCGCUCCUUGAGAUGCAGAAAAAGAAUGAAGCUCAU